GAACAAACUUUCAUUCUAAUUACUCCAACCCAUCUUCCAUUUGAGGUUCCAUUUUGUUUUGAUUAAAUGGAGAGUUCAAUUAUCAUUCAAUGGUUAAACACUCUUCUACUAUGUACACUCCUGUUACUUAAGACACAAGGACAGUUUGUUCCAAUAACUCUGCUCGAAAGCGCGGUAUCAAAAGGAGCUGUGUGUUUGGAUGGAAGCCCUCCAGCUUAUCAUUUUGAUAAAGGACAUGAAGAAGGAGUUAACAACUGGAUUGUUCACAUUGAGGGAGGUGGAUGGUGUCACAAUGUCACAUACUGCCUAUAUCGUAAGGACAGUCGAUUAGGUUCGUCGAACCAAAUGGAACAGCAAACUUACUUUUCUGGAUAUUUAAGUGAUAACCAACAAUAUAAUCCAGAUUUCUACAAUUGGAAUAGAGUAAAGGUUAGGUACUGUGAUGGAUCAUCAUUUACUGGUGAUGUUGAAGAAGUUGAUCCAGAGACAAAUUUGCACUACAGAGGACAAAGAAUUUUUAAUGCUGUAAUGGAAGAGUUACUAGCAAAAGGAAUGGAUCAUGCUGAAAAUGCUAUUCUUUCUGGAUGUUCUGCUGGAGGAUUAACUGCUAUAUUACACUGUGAUGGAUUUAGAGAACUAUUACCUAAUGGAACUAAAGUGAAAUGUGUCUCAGAUGCUGGUUAUUUUGUUAAUGUAAAGGAUAUCUCAGGAGAUUAUUAUAUUGAAGAUUAUUACAGUCAAGUUGUUGAAAUACAUGGCUCAGAGAAGAAUUUGCCUCAAUCCUGCACUUCAAAACUCAGUCCAGGACUCUGCUUUUUUCCUCAAUAUAUGGCAUCAAGUAUCAGAACACCACUCUUCAUUGUAAAUGCAGCAUAUGACUCAUGGCAGAUUAAGAAUAUUUUGGCACCUGGUGACGCUGAUCCGAAUGGCCAAUGGAGUAGCUGUAAGACUAAUCUAAACAACUGCUCACCUGAACAACUAAAUAUAAUGCAAGACUAUAGGUCACAAUUCUUGAAGGCAUUAGGUCCUGUAAGCAACUCUAAAUCUAAUGGAAUGUUCAUAGACUCUUGCUAUGUUCACUGCCAAACAGAACCACAGGAUACAUGGUUUACAAGGGAUUCUCCAAUGGUUGACAAUAAAACAGUUGCAAAGGCAGUAGGAGACUGGUUUUAUGAAAGAAGUCCUUCCCGUGAGAUAGAUUGUACUUACCCUUGUAACCCUACUUGUCAGAACCGUGUUUUGGAUGUUGCAGCUUAUCCAGGAAUACACUAGAAUCUUCAUCUAAUGAAAUAUAUUUAUCAUUCCUAUGGUAUUGAAUGUAAAAAUAAUAAUGCAAGCAAAAUAAGAGAGAAUGUGCCAUUGCAUUGAGGUUGUGUGCUAGGUGCACUCAAUCAUUGUUUAAUAAUGUAACAAUUAAUUAACUUCUAUAUAUGUACUCUCUUUAUGAAAUUGUAAUUACUAUGUUAUGUUAUUAUGCUAUGACUAAUUGAUGUGUCAUA
Trifolium pratense (red clover) is the source of this 1499-nucleotide messenger RNA. RefSeq names its product pectin acetylesterase 8-like. Gene Ontology annotation, biological process: cell wall organization. The transcript is spliced from 13 exons. Gene Ontology annotation, cellular component: plant-type cell wall. Gene Ontology annotation, molecular function: pectin acetylesterase activity. Bases 67 to 1272 code for a protein of 401 amino acids. NCBI's taxonomy places the organism in Eukaryota, Viridiplantae, Streptophyta, Magnoliopsida, Fabales, Fabaceae. The record is from RefSeq and is a predicted model, not a curated record.